Paecilomyces variotii is the source of this 1800-nucleotide messenger RNA. Its product is annotated as non-hemolytic phospholipase C precursor. The record is from RefSeq and is a predicted model, not a curated record. Bases 1 to 1800 code for a protein of 599 amino acids. The transcript is spliced from 8 exons. Gene Ontology annotation, molecular function: hydrolase activity, acting on ester bonds. Lineage: Eukaryota; Fungi; Ascomycota; Eurotiomycetes; Eurotiales; Thermoascaceae.
AUGGCGAUUGUGGCUGGCGUCCUCCUGGGACUUCUCCUUCAGAGCAAUGUGGUCUCCGCUGGUUCAUUGAAAGAUAUUGAACAUGUGGUGAUCUUCAUGCAGGAGAACCGGUCAUGGAAUACCUACUUUGGCACCAUGGCCGGAAUUAGAGGGUUCAAUGACCCCAACGUCCAGGUCAAUGCUGAUGGGAAACCAGUCUGGUACCAACAAGUCGACCCAGAUAUGUCGAACGAGACAGACUAUUUGCUGCCGUGGUAUCUCGGCUAUCAAGGUGGUGACUCCCUUGACGCAAUCCAGUGCCUGACAGCCGGAUCGAACGGUUAUGAGGAGAACCAUGCAGCACUGAACAAUGACUUAAACAACUACUGGGCCAGAAAUAAUACCCCGUGGAGCUGGGGUUAUCUGAAAAGACAGGAUAUUCCCGUUCAUUUUGCUAUUGCAGAAGGAUGGACAAGCGGAGAUAUGUAUCAGGAGGGCCAAAUCACUGCCACCAACCCCAACCGUGUUACGCUCGUAAGCGGCUCUGUGAAUGUGCCUGGUGGCCAUCAGAAUCGCUCUCAAGGAGGACCCUACAUUGACAACAACGAAACUCCAGGCUGUGAGCAGGGCGAUUUUAGCUGCUACCCGCUCAGUUGGAAGACCAUCUUCGAAUUUUACGAGGACGCUGGAGUCUCGUGGCAGGUGUAUCAAGACACCGAUAACUUUGACGACAACCCUCUUGCAUGGUUUUCACAAUAUCAAACCGCCCCGCCAGACACUCCUUUGGCCAAGAAAGGAAUGUCGUACGUCGGCCUUGAUUCAUUCUACGAGGCCGCUGCAAAUGGAACUCUCCCUGAAGUUAGCUUCAUUGUCGGUCCAGCAGAGCUGUCUGAGCACCCGCCUUACAUGCCCAAAGACGGUGCUUGGUUGCAGCAGCAGGUUGUCAAUGCCGUUACCAACAGUCCCAAAUAUGCGUCUACCGUGCUAAUUAUCAGUUAUGAUGAUGUGUACGUUGGCCCAGGUGUCCGCCUGCCUUUCUACAUCGUCUCCCCUUUCACACGUGAUAACCGCGUUUUUACUGAGAGAGCAGACCAUAACUCCCAGAUCAUGUUUAUUGAGGAGUGGCUUAUUGCUAGAGGUUACAAUGGCGUUGAGACAGACCAGAUGGUAACAUGGCGUCGUGAGCACAUGUCCAACCUGGUCAACGCACUUGAUCUCGAUCACCCUGAUUUGUCUCUUCCUGACAUCCCUCUCGCACCGGAACCUCAUACAGAUUCAUCUGGAAACUAUGAUGGCACGUCACUCUGUGAAUCUACGUACUCUGAUCCGAGGCCGCCUGUGCCGUAUGGCUCACAGAACGUCUCUGAAGCCCUCUUCUUCGAGGACGGUUACAAGGAAGUCGUUGGAUAUCUCACCGAGGGCCGCUAUCUCGUAUUCGAGAUUGCCGGCAAGGCGUUGACGAAUCCAUCGAACGGUAACAAAGUAAGCGCCAGCUCAGCCACCAGUGAUCACGCGAGCAAGUCCCAGCGCUGGGUGAUUCACUACUCCAACGGUGAGGAGAGCGGCCUCUUCAAAAUUUCCAGCGCUCUGGAUGGAAGAUGGCUUGGCAGCAAUGGCAUUCUUUACCCUGCAAGCCAGAGUGCGCAGGCUUCCGACAUCAAAAUCACCUUUUUGGGCAACGGAAAGGGUUACACUCUGGAAUACGCCGGCUCUAAGAACGAGGCUAUCAACAUCAGCAGCUCAGGUGCUCUUACUGUCACACCCAGUGCUGCAGGCAAGGAAUCUGGUUUCAAGAUUUUCAGCGUCACUUACCAUGACUAG